AUGUAUCCUAUUAAUAAAAGAGAGAUUCCGGCUACUCCCAAAAUUUACGAUAUACUCGAAGCGCUCGCUGCCCGCCAUCUGUAUUUUCCUAAAGUGCUCGCUGCUCGCCAUCUGUAUUUUUUAAAGUGCUCGCUACUCGCGAGAAAAAUUUGACAACUGCUCGUGCUCGCAAAAAUAAACACACUGCUCGCAUGCUCGAAAAUACUCGCAAAGACCAUUCAAUACCCCUUCUUUCGUUUUUCAUCUGA
Pocillopora meandrina is the source of this 248-nucleotide messenger RNA. NCBI's taxonomy places the organism in Eukaryota, Metazoa, Cnidaria, Anthozoa, Scleractinia, Pocilloporidae. The record is from the annotation of a GenBank genome assembly.